Mucor velutinosus is the source of this 366-nucleotide messenger RNA. RefSeq lists its product as uncharacterized. NCBI's taxonomy places the organism in Eukaryota, Fungi, Mucoromycota, Mucoromycetes, Mucorales, Mucoraceae. The transcript has 2 exons. The record is from RefSeq and is a predicted model, not a curated record. The coding region runs from base 1 to 366 and encodes 121 amino acids.
AUGGCACCCACUAAAGAAAUGGAAAAACAGCAGGGAAAGAUCAGAGAGGUCACUGAAUCCGAGGACGAAGCUCCUGCCAAGUCAAAGAAGUCAUCGCAAAAGAAGGAAAAGACAAAGAAGCCUAAGAAGAAGAAGUCGUCUAAAUCCAAGGGUCUUGGCUUGAUCAAGAAUGAUCCUUUAGAGACACUAAAUGGUUUGGGUGAUGGCGUUAUCGGAGGCGGUCAACAACAACAACAAGGAGGAGGUGGUGGAGGUGGCAAGGAUGGACAACAGCCCCUGAGUUUGCGUCUUGACCUCAAUUUGGAAGUUGAAAUCACACUCAAAGCAAGAGUACAUGGUGAUGUUACCUUGGCUCUUUUGGCUUAA